This is a messenger RNA of Triticum urartu, 1403 nucleotides long. RefSeq lists its product as uncharacterized. The record is from RefSeq and is a predicted model, not a curated record. Lineage: Eukaryota; Viridiplantae; Streptophyta; Magnoliopsida; Poales; Poaceae.
UGCCAAGGUGAAAUUGUUUAAGAAGAAUCAGAGGAUGAGUGAAAUGUGGCACCAUAUCUGAUAUGUUUGAAUGUUUGUUUUACAAGUGAAGGCCCAUGAGUUCUCCCAACCACUCUCAUCACACCAUAGUCGGGCUAUCUGAUAUUUUGUCUUGUUGUACGUUCCUGGGGCAGCAGAUAGUACAUUACUUAAUUUGCUGGGAAAGCAUUCCAGCCUCAGCUCAGCUGUACUGCCACUCAUCUCUACUUGAAGGGUUCUAUUAGGUGGCUAGUCUUGUCUCUUGCUUGAUGGCCUUGCCAUUUUGUAGUGGAAGCAAAGCAAGCCAGCUGCUUUGAUCGACCGCCUUCAUAAACCCCUCAAGGAGCUUAUUCUUGCUUCCAUUUCCAUAGCCUGGUGGGAAGCCUUUGCCUGCAAAAGCCGCUGCUUCUAUUUCUAUAGCCUGGUGGGAAGCCAUUGCCUGCAAAGCUGCGGCAUGGCUGCCGCCUCGUCUGGCCGUGCAGAGGUCGACACCUCUCGCGCGUUCCGGUCUGUCAAGGAGGCGGUUGCCGUGUUCGGUGAGCGCAUUCUCGCGACGGAAGCACAGUUCAGGCCGGGUGCACAUGCCAACCAUCGUGUUGUUAGGGAGAGGAGUUCUUGGCGAGACUCUGUCGCCAUUGCUUCCUCAAAAGAGAAGCUUGAGGGGAGUUCUGACCUCAUCAAGGGAAGCCACUCCACCAAUCCAAACGCCGUCGCGGUUGCCAUUGCCAAGCACGAGGGAAAGAGCAGUGAGCCUGCUAGAAUUGUAAUGCCAGUGUCUAAUGCCCAGCCAAUGUGCCUGGUCCCGUUGUCUCCAUGGUCCCAGGCAUCAUCGUCGCCGUCUCUAGCCCACGGCGAUGACUACGACAAGCAGAUCCGGAAGGAAUCCAAUCUCAUGACCAUGAGCUCCAUCAAGAAGGUGGAGGAAGAGGCGGCCAAGACAAGGCUGGAGGCGGUGCAGGUCAAGAGGAGGCUGGCCGACCUGGAGCUAGCCAUGGCGAACCUCAACGCGAAGCUCCACCGUGCCCUCUCGAGGCUGGCAUACAUAGAGGCCGACAAGGCGGCGGCCGCAAGGGCCAGCAUCCAGCAGAGGGACAUCAACACGUCGGCGCUGACGGUCUGGGCCGAGGCGAAGCCCGAGCGGCAUCCAUUGCGACACCUGCUGAGCCUCAACGAUGCCGACGAGGAGGUGAAGCAUGGCCCGGAAAGGGAGACGACAAUGACAACGACAAAGAGGAAGAUGCAGAAGCAGAAGCCAAUCAUGCCCCUUGUUGUUCCGCUCAUUAGUGAGGUGCUUUUCUCCAAGAAGAAGAGGAUGAACGACAAGGAGAGCUUGUACCUGAAGGAGCUCUACAGCUUGCUAAGGCUGUCUUGAUCGGUGGUCUCCA